CCACUUGUCGUAUAAAAACGAGGAGACUAUCUCGUGGGGAGUUUAGAUCGAGAGCUGGUAGCACUAUGCCAGGGCGUUGGAUUAUCUUCACAGCCAUUUCUUUGGCAAUUUUUAUUUACUCCCCGGCGGAGAGUAAAAACCAAACCUCAGAUACACUCUUAGAGGAAGGCGACAAGCAAUUGAACCUCAUCCUGCAAGCCAUCAACGAGCUGGAGCAUCAGAAGUGGAUUCAAAAGGGAAGCUCUCAUAACCCGAAUCAGAAUCAAAAUCAAAUCAAACAGAGGCCCAACAGCAAGCGAUUGAGGUGGAACCGGAGGCCAGUCCAGCCAGAUCCCGAGGAGAUCGAUGAGGUCGAGAGCCGAGGCGUUGGAGGUUACUCCUCCUCGUAUACGAAUCCUGCCAAUCCCACCUACCUUGAUGUGGACAAUUUUGGGCCAACCCCAGCUCCAUGGUGGUUUAAUUAGUUUCUAGUGGGGGACUACACUGUAAAUAAUAUUGUAAUCUUUUUUUUUAUAGAAUAACAUAUGAUUUAAUAUUAAAUUUAAUAAAAUUUGCAAAUAAUUGUAACCAUGGCGUAUACGUAAUAUGCAGAAAAAUCACGUAUACGCCUGUUUGGUUCAUGGCCUCUAAAAAUAAUAACGUA
This is a messenger RNA of Drosophila ananassae, 643 nucleotides long. RefSeq lists its product as uncharacterized. The coding region runs from base 66 to 464 and encodes 132 amino acids. The transcript has a single exon. The record is from RefSeq and is a predicted model, not a curated record. NCBI's taxonomy places the organism in Eukaryota, Metazoa, Arthropoda, Insecta, Diptera, Drosophilidae.